AUGCGCCCGGGAGGCACGUCCGCACGGCUGGUCGGGGAGCGGGCGCAGCGGGAAGCCCGCGGAAAACCACCCGAAACCGGCGACGCUCCUGAGUCUGACCCGGUCGGACUCCGGAGGCCGCGGCGGCGGCAGCGAGGACUACGCCGCGCCCGAGAGCCACGCUGCUGCCCGGCCGCCGAGUCCGCGAAACUACAGCUCCCGGCAUGCCCCGGGAGGCAGCCCGCCCUGCUGCCUGACACCGAGGGGACGCCGCUUCCGUUUCCGCCCACCCCCACGCCGGCGCAGCCGCAGUCCCCGCCGAGCCCCCAGCGCCGCUCCGUGCAGCUCCGGCGCGCUCCCGCCGCCGCCGCCGCUCCGCCCCGCCACGGGGCCCGGGCCCCCCCCUCGGCCCACGUGCUCCCAGCCCCCCUGAGAGCUCCCAGGGCCCCCCCCCCGGCCUCGGCACGGGCGGCCCCCACCUCCCCCGGGCCACCCCCGCCUGGGACGUUCGCGGUCCGAGGGGCGCCCGGCCACGCUCACCUUCUCCCGAGGGGCAGCCGCAGCCCGGCCACUGCUCCGCUCCUGCCUGGGCUCCCACCGGCCCCGCCGCGGCCCCUCCCCCGGCAGCCCCCCCUUUCCAGGGAGGGGCCGUCGCCAUCAGCCUCACUGCCCGCACCUGGGGCUCCUCCAGCCCCGGCCCGCAGCUGUGGGACCGAAAGCCGCAAUCAAACUCCUGAACACCCAUGGGAAGUUAAGAAGCAGGCGCUUCGUUUAUGGAAUGAAAGGUGUCGAGAGUCAUCUUAUUUUGAAGAGUUGUUAACUGGGGUCCACCAUCGAGGCCACAGGGGAGAUUUCUUCCAGAGAGAGGAUAGAGUUAUUACGUCUGAAGUCCAUUAUUUGCUUUUGUCCUUCGUGAAAAGGGAACGCUGCGAGGAGCUUUGCGAGUCGAGGGUGAUGGUUCUCCCCGAGAAUACCUCGGUGCCAGGCCGGAGUUCGAUCAACACUCAAUCUCGUCCAGUCUCACUCGCAAGGUCCCAUCUGGGUCGCCAAAACCGUUACCGAAAUCCAGAAUAAAACUCCUUAACGCCAACUUGAA
Messenger RNA from Aquila chrysaetos chrysaetos, 1075 nucleotides. RefSeq names its product basic proline-rich protein-like. NCBI's taxonomy places the organism in Eukaryota, Metazoa, Chordata, Aves, Accipitriformes, Accipitridae. The record is from RefSeq and is a predicted model, not a curated record. The transcript has 4 exons. The coding region runs from base 1 to 1053 and encodes 350 amino acids.